This is a messenger RNA of Nicotiana tabacum (common tobacco), 1057 nucleotides long. RefSeq names its product NDR1/HIN1-like protein 1. NCBI's taxonomy places the organism in Eukaryota, Viridiplantae, Streptophyta, Magnoliopsida, Solanales, Solanaceae. Gene Ontology annotation, cellular component: plasma membrane; plasmodesma. Gene Ontology annotation, biological process: defense response to other organism. The record is from RefSeq and is a predicted model, not a curated record.
ACUAAGAACCACUAAUCAAUUCACAUCAUCUACUCCUCACUCAUCUUAUCACUCUAUAUAGAUAACCCAAUCCUCACUUCCACUCCCUUCCCUUUAAUUUUCUCCUACACUCCUCAGCUCCACGCGCCAAAACCACACCUCUUCCCGCCGGCCACCACUACCGGAAAUUCUCAAACAUGUCAGUGAAGGAAUGCACCCACCACAAGGACAGAAAACAAAAACUUAUCCGGCGACUCUGCGCCGGAAUUCUCAUCUUCCUCUUCAUUGUCCUAUUAACAAUCCUCCUUAUCUGGGCUAUUCUUCAACCCAAAAAACCCCGUUUCAUUCUACAAGACGCCACCAUCUUCAAUUUCAACGUUUCCGCCCCCAAUAUCUUCUCCACAUCAAUCCAAGUCACAAUUUUCUCCCGUAACCCUAACGACAAUAUCGGCGUUUACUACGAAAAAAUGCACGUAUACGCCAAUUAUCAUAAUCAGCAAAUUACUUAUUAUACUCAAAUUCCUUCAGUUUAUCAAGGUCAUAAGGACGUUAAUAUUUGGUCGCCGUAUGUUUCUAGUAAUAACGUUCCGAUUGCUCCUUAUAAUGGACCAGAUUUAAAACAGGAUCAGCAAAACGGUGGCGUUUGGCUUGAUUUUAAAAUUGACGGUCGUGUGAAAUGGAAAGUUGGGACGUUUACUUCUGGGCAUUAUCAUUUACAUGUGAGGUGUCCGGCUUAUGUACCGUUUGGGAACAAUCCUGGAGACGGCGGAAUUAUCGUCGGAAAUAACGCCGUUAAGUAUCAACUUGCCCGGAGCUGUGAUGUGAGUGUUUAAUUUGAAGAUGAUGAAGAAGGGGAGUUUAUUGCACUGAACUGGAAGUAUUUAAUUAUUUCUCUGUUUUACUUUUUGGACCAACUUUUAUGUUUUUUUUUUUCCUGCAAUUUAUACUUUCUUUGUUCUUAAUUUUUGGUCCUAUAAAGUUGAACUGUACAUUUUGCUAAAGAAUAAUAUUGGGGAAGUUCAGAAUCUUGUAAGAAGUUGUAUUGAUAUUCGUAUUAUAAAAAACUUAUAUACUAUUA